Geodia barretti is the source of this 759-nucleotide messenger RNA. NCBI's taxonomy places the organism in Eukaryota, Metazoa, Porifera, Demospongiae, Tetractinellida, Geodiidae. The record is from the annotation of a GenBank genome assembly.
AUGGACUAUGGCUGCUAUGCGCCCGCCGUUGUGUUCAUUGAAGUCUACAAACGCAAAGACGUUCCAAUCACUAUCGAAGAAGCGCGCGUACCGAUGGGAGCGCAUAAAAAAGUACAUAUUCGGAAGAUCUCACAGAUUGAAUCCGUGGCACAGCGAUGGCAAGAUGUCCAUGGGCGUAAUCCCAACGAAGCCGAUGUUGAAGCCAUGUUCCAAGAGUUUAUCCCACUUCAACUCGCUUGUCUCGCCGACUACACGGAUCUGAUCCCCGGUACGCUAGAAGCUGUCGCGGAGUUCCGCAGCCGGGAACUGAAAAUCGGCUCAACCACCGGAUACCUCGGCGAAAUGAUGGAACUCCUCCUCAAAGAAGCAAGUAAUCGUGGCUACGCACCGGACGCUACGGUUUGCGCCAGCGAUGUCCCAGCAGGUCGUCCAGAACCGUGGAUGUGCCUACAAAACGCGAUGAAUCUAGGCAUCUAUCCGAUGGAGGCAAUCGUCAAAGUGGGCGAUACCCUCCCAGACAUCGAAGAAGGACUCAACGCCGGCAUGUGGACCAUCGGUCUCGCCAAAACAGGCAAUGAAAUUGGACUCAACGAACAGGAGAUCGCAGACCUACCCCAAGAUAUACUGGAAGCCAAACUAACACAAGCAUAUACGCGGAUGUAUCAGACCGGCGCACACUAUGUGGUAGAUGGGAUCUGGGAUGUACCGCCAAUUCUGGAUCUGAUCGACGAAAGACUACAGCGCGGUGAACGCCCAUAG